CAGGGCUGCGCCAACCUACUUUAUCCUCCGUUUCACCGUCACUCCCCGCACACUUCACCGCCUAGCUCUCCUUCCCUCAGGGUCGCCUCCUCCCCCCCCCCCCCCCCUCUUGAAUAAUCCCUCUCCUUGCGUUCCCUCGUCGUCCCGCCAUGGCGGGGAACCUGCCGUACUUGCCGCCGCCGAAGACGGCUCUGAGCGCGGAGCCGGUGUGCGUGUUCGGUGAGGAGUACUGCCUGCCGCACGAGACGGCGCUGCUUGUGCGCUCGCGCAAGUGGAAGAUGUCGGACGAGUUCGAGGUCACGGACGUCGAGGGCCGCCUGCACUUCAAGGUCGAGGACAAGCUGAUGGAGUGGCGCGACAAGAAGACGCUGGUGAACAGUGCGGGCGAGGCAGUGUGCAUGGCGGUGGAGAAGACGUUCACGCUGCACAGCGGCACGCACAUCAUGCGCGGCCGCGACAGCAACACCGACAACUACGUCGUGCGCACGCGCAAGGUGUCCGCGUCGAACCCAAAGAUGGAGAUAUACCUGAGGGACAACAACACCAGCGUGCCUGACCUGGUGGCAUACGGCAACUUCAAGAAGCUCGAGUUCAAGGUGUUCAACCCGCGGCGUGUGCCAGUGGCGGAGGUGAGGAUGGACCCCUUCGGGCCGCGGUCGUACCACGCGCUGCUGCUGGACGUGAAGGCGCACGUGGACAUGGCCCUCAUGGUCAUGCUCGUUGUUAUGGUCACCGAAACCAUGAUCCCCCCGCCCUCGCCCCCGGACAGCAACAACGACUAGUGCGUUUCACUCCCCUUACUACUGGUCCACCAGCAGCUGCUCGGCUUGUUGCUGCUCGGCUUGUUGCUGCUCGGCUUGUUGCUGCUUGGCUCAUUGCUCCUCGCUUUCUUCUCCUCGGCAAAUUGCUGCCUAGUGUUCACUCCCUGGAGGAACUCUUGGUGCAUACAGUCAGAACUCAGCUUGUCCUUGGUGCAUACAGUCAGAACUCAGCCACUAAGGGAACAUUCCUACGACCUACGGCAGUUUGGCCUUUCGUCUGUUAGCGCGUAUAUCCCGAGCCGCGUGGCAGUUUGCCCCAACCUCUCGGCAGAAUGCAUAUUGUACGUGCGACUCCUUGCAACCCUCCACCACAUCCAGACAGAACAAUCGUAAUGGUCCGUUGUGUAUGUGCACAUUACGAUAAUCGAACAUGCCUUC
This is a messenger RNA of Closterium sp. NIES-67, 1199 nucleotides long. NCBI's taxonomy places the organism in Eukaryota, Viridiplantae, Streptophyta, Zygnematophyceae, Desmidiales, Closteriaceae. The record is from the annotation of a GenBank genome assembly.